Rangifer tarandus platyrhynchus (Svalbard reindeer) is the source of this 1167-nucleotide messenger RNA. NCBI's taxonomy places the organism in Eukaryota, Metazoa, Chordata, Mammalia, Artiodactyla, Cervidae. The record is from the annotation of a GenBank genome assembly.
AUGAACGAGACAGAGGAAAACCGGCUGGAGAACAGCAAGACUCCAGAGCCAGCUCUCAGGCUCAGGAAAGGGCACCAGCUCGAUGGCGCGAGGAGUGGUGACAGUGACGUCCACCACAGAGGGCGGGAGCCUCUUGUAGAGGCAUCUGUCCUUUCUUCCUAUCAUAAAAAAAGCGUGGAGGAGCGUGAAUGCGAUGAUGAUGAUGGAGCAUCUCAGGAAGACGAGGGGUUCAUGGGCAUGUCCCCCCUUCUGCAAGCCCACCAUGCCAUGGAGAGGAUGGAAGAGUUUGUUUGUAAGGUCUGGGAAGGUCGAUGGCGAGUGAUCCCUCACGACGUGCUGCCUGAGUGGCUCAAGGAUAACGACUUCCUCCUGCAUGGACACCGGCCCCCAAUGCCUUCUUUCCGGGCCUGUUUUAAGAGCAUUUUCAGAAUACACACCGAGACAGGCAACAUCUGGACACAUCUGCUGGGUUGUGUGUUCUUCUUGUGCCUGGGGAUCUUUUAUAUGUUUCGCCCCAACAUCUCCUUUGUGGCCCCCCUGCAGGAGAAGGUGGUCUUUGGAUUAUUCUUCCUGGGGGCCAUUCUCUGCCUUUCUUUCUCAUGGCUGUUCCACACAGUCUACUGCCACUCAGAAGGGGUCUCCCGGAUCUUCUCUAAACUGGAUUACUCUGGUAUUGCUCUUCUGAUUAUGGGAAGUUUUGUUCCUUGGCUUUAUUACUCCUUCUACUGUAACCCGCAACCUUGCUUCGUCUACUUGAUUGUUAUCUGUGUUCUGGGCAUCGCAGCCAUCAUCGUCUCCCAGUGGGACAUGUUCGCCACCCCCCAGUACCGGGGCGUGAGAGCAGGAGUGUUUCUGGGCCUCGGCUUGAGUGGGAUCAUCCCCGCCUUGCACUACGUCAUCUCGGAGGGCUUCCUAAAGGCCGCCACCAUCGGGCAGAUUGGCUGGCUGUUGCUCAUGGCCGGCCUGUACAUCACGGGGGCGGCCCUGUACGCCGCCCGCAUCCCCGAGCGCUUCUUCCCCGGCAAGUGUGACAUCUGGUUUCACUCUCAUCAGCUCUUUCACAUCUUCGUGGUGGCUGGCGCGUUCGUCCAUUUCCAUGGGGUCUCGAACCUCCAGGAGUUCCGUUUCAUGGUCGGCGGAGGCUGCAGCGAAGAGGACGCACUGUGA